Chlamydomonas reinhardtii is the source of this 1682-nucleotide messenger RNA. RefSeq lists its product as uncharacterized. The transcript is spliced from 8 exons. The record is from RefSeq and is a predicted model, not a curated record. NCBI's taxonomy places the organism in Eukaryota, Viridiplantae, Chlorophyta, Chlorophyceae, Chlamydomonadales, Chlamydomonadaceae. Bases 62 to 1294 code for a protein of 410 amino acids. Gene Ontology annotation, biological process: nucleotide biosynthetic process; nucleoside catabolic process. Gene Ontology annotation, molecular function: bis(5'-nucleosyl)-tetraphosphatase activity; sulfate adenylyltransferase (ADP) activity; ATP:ADP adenylyltransferase activity.
CACAACUCCAUUUGCAGCUUUGAAACACCACCGAGCCAGCGACACGAUUGCUUCCACGUAAAUGCUACCCGGCCGAGCUUUGCGCUGCUCCCGGGGAACGCACCAGCCUCGCAUUCAGGCCGCGGCUUCCGCGUGGGCUGCAGGCGUGGUUCCCCAGGGUUUUGUGCCCCUCUCGCGCGCUGCCAGCUACCACCAAUCAACCCGGAUGGCGUCCGUAGCUGCUGCUUCGUUUCCCUCGGCUGCUGCUGCGGCGGCUGCUACAGCCGCGUCGCCCGGCGGCGCGCCGCGGGACCCGGCGGCCCUGUGGCGCCAGAUCGCGUCAGUGUACGACAAGGCCCAGGUGUCGGGCGCGUGCAGCAAAACCGACACACAGGUGGAGAUGUGUCGGGAUGCGGGUCUGGGUGUGGAAUUUGUGUUGCGGGUGGCCACGGCGCUCAAAGCCAAACCCAAUGGGCCGCCGCAGCCCGCGCAGGACAAGGCCGCAGCCGCACCAUCUGCGCCCGCGCCCGCGCCCUGGCGCAACCCCUUCUCGCCGCCCGAGCCCGAGCUGACGGUUGGGCCGCUGGGCCCCACUGGCACACACACCGCCGUGCUCAACAAGUUCAAUGUGGUCGCCCACCACGUGCUGGUCAUCACCAACCAGUUCAGGAGCCAGGCUGAGCCCCUGCACGGAGCCGACCUCGCCGCCGCCCUGGAGGUGCUGCAGGCCAUGCCCGAGGGCGGUGUCGCCUUCUACAACUGCGGCCCGGAGUCCGGCCGCAGCCAGCCGCACAAGCACCUGCAGGUGGUUCCUCUGCCCUUCAUGGACGGUCAGCCGCCGCGCGCGCCCGUGGAUGGCCUGGUGGAGGCGGCGGCGGCGGCGGGCCCUGGCGGCGGCGCCGCGCCGCUACAGCCGCUGCAGCUGCGGCAGCUGCCGUACCAGUGCUUCGCCACACAGCUGCCUGACAGCCCCUCGCCCGAGCAGCUGGGCGCCGCCUUCGACAAGCUGCUACAGCUGGCCUUCCCAGGCUACAGCUACAGCCCGCCGCCAGCCAUGGCGGCGCUGCCGCCGGGCGCCUCGCCAACCGACGCCGCCACGGCGGCGGCGGUUGCCGCCGGAUCGGUGUCGUACAAUGUGCUGAUGACGAGGCAGUGGCUGCUGCUGGCGCCGCGCCGUACGGAGCGGUGCGGGCCGUUGGCGUUGAACAGCCUGGCGUUUGCGGGGACGAUCCUGGUUCGGAGCGAAGAGGAGCUGGGAUUCGUGCGGGAGAAGGGGCCGGGCAGUAUCCUUGCAGAGAUCGGCGUGCCGUGGUGAGCGAGGUUGUUGGAAGCGAGGGACGCUGGAAUGGAGGCACGGGAGGAAGGGAGGCUGGCACACAAGCACGUGGGGCGGGGGGGGGGGUUGCGCGCGGUUGUGCCGGAGAAAGGGUGGAACUGGGUGGAGGAUAUGAUGGCAUCAAGGCGAGAAUGCGCAGGGGAUAGAGCGUGCGCAUGGCGUGUGAUCGGAUUUCAAACGGCUCAUGAUGCGCCCAGGUGUCGCUCUGGGCCAGCAGGGCCUACAGGCCGGAUUGGGAACGCGGGGGGGAGGGGGGGGGCACCGUGGGGCAGCCAAGACGCCAAGUUCCAGUGCUGGCAGCCAUCGCCCAUGCAGACGUGCAUAUCAGCGUGCUGACCUCUCAACGUGCACAUGGUUGUCUUGUACC